Syngnathoides biaculeatus (alligator pipefish) is the source of this 754-nucleotide messenger RNA. RefSeq names its product nerve growth factor b (beta polypeptide) (gene ngfb). The transcript has a single exon. Lineage: Eukaryota; Metazoa; Chordata; Actinopteri; Syngnathiformes; Syngnathidae. Gene Ontology annotation, molecular function: nerve growth factor receptor binding; growth factor activity. Gene Ontology annotation, biological process: neuron projection morphogenesis; memory; nerve development. The record is from RefSeq and is a predicted model, not a curated record. The coding region runs from base 44 to 739 and encodes 231 amino acids.
UUAUCUUAAAAUGGGAGCAGGUGUGUGCUGAAUCGCAUGUAAUAUGAGUUUCAAUGUAACACAGCCACAUCUCUGGGUGUGCGCACUUAUACAAUCGCGUUAUAGCACUAAGAAUGUGUUGCUGUCCCCCGCAGGCGGUGCGCCCAUGAGGUCGUCUAUGCUGGUCCUGUUGCUUUUCUUCAGUGCCCAGGCUGUGGCCUCCGUCGCGGAGGACACGGGCGGCUCCGCCUCCAACGCGCGGCGGCAGGACUCGGGCGCCGGCGGUGCCGCCGCGCCUCGGGUGGACCUCAAACUCUUCAGCCGGCGGCGCAGGCUCUCCCCCAGGGUGCUGUUCAGCGCCCAGCCGCCCGACGCCGAGCGGGGGUCGCGCGGCAGGAGGCGGCGAGCGGGCCAACCCCAGCACCGGGGCGUGUACUCGGUGUGCGAGAGCGUCAGCAUGUGGGUGGGCAACAAGACCAAAGCCACGGACAUUUCGGGCAACGAGGUGACGGUGCUGCCGGACGUUAACAUCAACAACGUCAACAAGAAGCAGUACUUCUUUGAGACCACUUGUUACAGCUCGCACGCGGACAACUCGGGCUGCCUGGGCAUCGACGUCCGACACUGGAACUCACGCUGCACCAACUCGCACACGUUUGUGCGGGCGUUGACGUCCUUUAAGAACUUGGUGGCGUGGAGGCUCAUACGCAUCAACGUGGCCUGCGUGUGCGUGCUCAGCCGCAAGACGUGGCGGCAGUGAUGAGCCAACCCCCCC